Daldinia caldariorum is the source of this 1202-nucleotide messenger RNA. RefSeq lists its product as uncharacterized. Lineage: Eukaryota; Fungi; Ascomycota; Sordariomycetes; Xylariales; Hypoxylaceae. The record is from RefSeq and is a predicted model, not a curated record. The coding region runs from base 254 to 1162 and encodes 302 amino acids. The transcript is spliced from 3 exons. Gene Ontology annotation, molecular function: DNA binding, bending.
GGUACUACCUAUUUCGUCGCGCCUUGUUAUCUGCGUCGUCUUUUGUUCUCUUCGUCAUCUUAUUUUCAACUUCACCGUCGCAUCUUCGUCACACACACAUACACACAUAUCCACCCACGCAAUCAGUUUUUUUCUUUUUUUAAUUUUAUUAACUGUGAUCUAAUAUCAGUACCUUCCAUCAAUCAAUUCUCAGUCUCAUAAUCAGAUCUGAAUCUAUGUGUAGUUGCGACUGCUGUCGCAUUCUAUUAUAAAGAUGGCUCCGCAGAGUAUUAACCCACCUGCUCUACCUCCCACUGUCGAAGAAGCCUACCGACGCAAAUGUAUCCAACUAAAAGAGCGUACCAAAGAGAUCGAGGACGAGACAAAGGCCUACCAGUUGCGACUUAACCGGCUCCAGCGACAAGUCCAAAAACUACGUCUUGAACGCGCAUUCCUCCUCGAGCAGGUCGCCAAGCGCACAAGCACUAACGUAGAGGAUUCCGAGGGCAGCCCUAGUCCACCACCAACUCCUAAGGACAAGCCGCUUCGAACGAAGCGUGGGCAUAGAAAGCCGUCCCUGCUCCCAGUCUCCGAGCCGGGCACCGGACCUAGCGCACCUUUUAUCGGCCAGAAUAUAACGACACUCUCACCAAGCUCCGACGCUUAUUCACACUCCCAGCUCGACCAAACCCGCCUGAAUGGUAUCGCUAAACGGCCCAAGCGACCUAGCAAUGCCUUCGAAAUUUACUGCAACGACACUCGACCGGUCCUCCAGGCCCAACAUAAGGAAAAGAUUGCGGCAGGAGAAUUCCGUCUCGAAGAAGAGCUCGCGCGGGGCUGGAAGGAUCUACCGGAGAAGGAAAAGGAGGAGUUCCAGGUUCGGUAUGAGCAAGAACUAGCCCAGUACAAGGAGGCUGUCGAGGAGUACAAGCGCGAAGCCAAGAGCGCUGCUCGUGAGCGCUCGCGCAACCGAGAUCGAGACCACUUCGGCAGCAUCUCUAGCAGUAGACGCGGCGGCGGAGGUGGUGGACGUUCAGCUCGCUUCGAAGAGGUCCAUGACGAAGAAGGAGACGAAGACCAGGAUGUCGAGAUGGCGGACCCUGGUGAUCACGAACCGGCAGGGGAUCAGGAUACAGACCCGGAAACAGAGGUCGACGAGAAUGACGGCGCAGCGGAUGAUUAGAGGCGCAAACGCCGCGCCUACUGGUGGCAGAAAUGAGAGG